AUGGUCCGUAUUUAUAUAGCGCUUUAUUAUACCUGCAAGGUACCCAACGCGCUUUUACAUGAUACAUCACAUUCACAUUCACACACUGAUGGCGGAAGCUUCCAUACAAGGCGCUAACCACGACCCACCAGGAGCAAUUAGGGGUUAGGUGUCUUGCUCAGGGACACCUCGACAUGAGCACGACGGGCCGAGGAUCGAACCGGCAACCUUCCGGUUGCAAUGCCGCCCCCAUACGGAGGAUGGACCCGACUCGCAAUGGAAAUAUCUGCAGGCGUUUCAUGAAUGGCUCUUGUCGAUUGGGUCCAAGAUGUAAUUAUCGGCACGGGCUGACCUGCUGGUUUACCUUUUGUCUUGUUGGAGCAGAAGUAUUUCUGGUCCUUUUUCUAUUUUGGAUAAUUCUAAGAUCCUGUAAAUCCUAUACAGAGCUUCUUAUUUGUUUCUCUAACGAGCUUAAUGCCGCUUUAUGCCUGUGAAAUAGUUGAGUUUGUUGGAUUUGAUGGUUCAUGAUUUAUCUUCAUUUUUAAACUAGCGUGGAGCCGUUUCCAUAGCAACAAGUCUUUAACUCACUCUAUGUAUUUUAAGCCAGCUGUCUUUUGAUUUGAUUUUGAAUUCCAUGUGCUGAUGUCACCGUGAGCACACUUAGCAUUUGAAAAAUGCUUCAUUUCUGCUAUGGGACUUGAACUGAAAGCCAGCUCUUUUUAAACAAGCAAUCCUUGUUAACCUUUUCUUCUAUGUUCACGCAGUUUUCUUUAAAACAACCAAACAUGUGGCAACGUCGUUCAGAGGACCAGGCGAGGGCCAGAUUGACUCUGCCCGUCAUCAGCAACAAGCAAAGUCUGGUGAACAGCAGCUCUCAGCUUCAGAGCAGCACCAUCCUGAAGCUGGAGGAUGAAAUAGUCUGUCUGGGUGAAGAUAUUUCUCAGAUCCCUUCUGCCGUUGGCAGCAGCAUGACUAAUCUCAGCCUUCGCCACAUGGAGGUCGGUCAGUGGCAGGCCCUCAUAUCUGAGAGCAUCGACCAAGUGGACCGAGAAAUCACCGCUGUGGAGCAGGUGAAAGACGUCACCGAGUCUUAUCUCCAGGAGAGACAGCUGUACUCUCAGCUCAUGGCCAACUGUGUGGGGAUCAGCAACAGUUUGAGCUUCGCCGGCCAACGGGAUUGUGUCUUCACCGAGCUGAAGAAAGAGGAGCAGAUGAUCGACGAGAUCAGAGAACUGCUGCAGAAUCACAUCUGGAUGCUGCUGAGCAAACUAAGCUCUCUGAAGAAUAUCCGUGCUCGGCUGCUGGCAGAUUUUCAGGACAAGCGUGAAGCCAUCAAGCUCACCACCAAAUGCAUCAGCCUUCAGCUGAACGCCCCGACCUCCCCGCUGCCCGCCACUCCGUACAAGCCCAAGCACGUGAGCUACAACGCCUGGCUGUGUCACUGCAAGGAGCUGAAGAUGGCAGCUGAUGACCUGAUUAGAGAAUCUUCUACCUUCAGAGGAAACCUGCGCUUCACUCUGACCAAUCUAAAAACUAGACAAGAGCGUCAGCGCCACAGCACGGCCAGCUGUAUGAGGAAGAGGAUCAACGAGCUGAGCAGGACCCAGGAAGCACUGAUCUGGAAGAGACACCAGAUCAGGAAUGAGAUUUCUGACCUGACGAAAGACAUGCAGAAAGUGGCCGGUCAGAUCAGGAAGUGUGAUUCCAGGAUGCUUCAGGACACCACCCGCCUGGAAAUCCUCGACCAGAGACCUGGAUUUGAGCUCUGCUUGGACCGCCCUUACAUCGGCCUCACACUGGAGAAACGUGACCUGGCCGCAAUGGCAGCCGGAUGUAGUUUAGUCCUGAAGAACUCUCAAAACAGCCUGGUGCUAGCAGAGCACCGCCUCAUGGCUCUGGAGAACAAAAUGGCCAAGAACGCUCAACACCUGCAGACACAGCAGAAGUGUCAGAGCCUGCACCAGAGUUUCCUGCCUCCUCGUGGCAGCACCGUGAUCCUCGCCAACAGGCCUCGACUCCACGGGGCCACCAGCAGCACCAGCCUCAGCACCUUCACACAGUAGAGUCCAUUAGCACUCUACUGCCACCCGGAGGCUUCUCCGUGUGCAUUUAAUAAAACACCUCCUAGCAUUAUAUUGGAUUGUUCAGAAUUACUAUGCACUUUUUUUUAUUAUUUUCAGGUGGGAAUUACAUGGAUUGAGUGAAAUAUUCCAAAUCUGCACUACCGUUUAAAAGUUUGAGGUUUCUUAGAAAUGUCCUCAUUUUUGAAAGAGAAGCAUUUUUUUUCCAAUGAAAAUACCAUCAAAUUAAUCAGAAAUACAGACUGGACCAAAACCAGUAUUGUACAAAGAAUUAAGUAUAUAUUUUUCUAUUGCGUGUUUAAAUGGACGAGGGUGACUUUGGAUGAUAAGGAAGUCAGUUUAAUUUUAAAGCCAUGAUUAUUACUGGAUGAGUGAUAAAAUUACAACCAUGGGUAAUUACCAUCAAUAAAACUAGAAAAAGAAUUCAA
This is a messenger RNA of Acanthochromis polyacanthus (spiny chromis), 2488 nucleotides long. RefSeq lists its product as uncharacterized. NCBI's taxonomy places the organism in Eukaryota, Metazoa, Chordata, Actinopteri, Pomacentridae. Gene Ontology annotation, cellular component: nucleus; microtubule cytoskeleton. The record is from RefSeq and is a predicted model, not a curated record. The coding region runs from base 732 to 2042 and encodes 436 amino acids. Gene Ontology annotation, biological process: cilium movement involved in cell motility; cilium assembly. The transcript has 9 exons.